This is a messenger RNA of Oncorhynchus tshawytscha (Chinook salmon), 6258 nucleotides long. Its product is annotated as afadin-like. Gene Ontology annotation, biological process: regulation of protein localization; signal transduction. Gene Ontology annotation, cellular component: adherens junction. Lineage: Eukaryota; Metazoa; Chordata; Actinopteri; Salmoniformes; Salmonidae. The record is from RefSeq and is a predicted model, not a curated record. Gene Ontology annotation, molecular function: cell adhesion molecule binding.
CGCACCAAGGUAGUCCCAUUUGGUUCCCGGGGAGAGAGAACGGAGUGCGAUAAACGAGAGAGAGGGACGCGGAAACAGCAGGAGCGGUCCGCGAGAGAGGUGCAGCGACCGGUGACAGCUUUUCACUCGAACCGUAUAGAGACCAAAUAAUUGCUGCAUUUGUAUUUUUUGCCGUGAAGUUUCGGAUCAGAGGCUUUUUGUAGGGACAAGGGGAUCUUUCUUCUGUAUAGAGAGUAUCAUUAGGGAUUCAGAAUGUCGGGGAGCAGGGAGGAGGAGCGGCGGAAACUAGCUGACAUCAUUAACCACUGGAACGCCAACCGGCUCGACCUGUUCGAGAUCAGCCAACCCACCGAGGACUUGGAGUUCCACGGCGUGAUGCGUUUCUACUUCCAGGACCGCGUGGCGGGGAACUUUGCCACCAAGUGCAUCCGCGUGUCCUCCACGGCCACCACUCAGGAUGUCAUCGAGACGCUGGCCGAGAAGUUCCGGCCCGACAUGAGAAUGCUCUCCUCGCCAAAAUACUCCCUCUACGAGGUCCAUGUCAGUGGGGAAGAACGGAAGCUGGACCUGGAUGAGAAGCCACUGGUGGUGCAGCUCAACUGGAACAAAGACGACCGCGAGGGACGCUUCGUCCUCAAGAACGAGAACGACAUCAUCCCCAAGAAGAUGCAGAGCAACGGGCCGGAGAGGGAGAAGGAGGGAGUCAUCCAGAACUUCAAGCGGACACUGUCCAAGAAAGAGAAGAAGAAGGAGAAGAAGAGAGAGAAGGAGGCUCACAUUCCGGACGGAGAUGAGCAAGCACUGAACAGAGAAGAUGGAGAGAACUCCAGACUGGCGGCGGAGGUGUACAAGGACAUGCCGGAGAACAGCUUCACCAGGACCAUCUCUAACCCUGAGGUGGUGAUGAAGAGGAGGCGGCAGCAGAAACUGGAGAAGAGGAUGCAGGAGUUCCGCAGCAGCGACGGCAGGCCCGACUCGGGGGGGACGUUGAGGAUCUAUGCAGACAGUCUGAAGCCCAACAUUCCUUAUAAGACCAUCCUGCUGUCCACGACAGACAUGGCAGACUUUGCUGUGGUGGAGGCCCUGGAGAAGUACGGCCUGGAGAAGGAGAACCCCCGGGAGUACUGCAUCGCCAGGCACACAGAUGACAAGUCUGGGAAGGAGAUCGUCCUGGACGAUACGGAGUGUCCUCUUCAGAUCUUCAGAGACUGGCCCAAUGACCGAGGAGCCCUCGUGUUCCAGCUGAAGAAGAGACCUCCAGACUAUGUGCCUAAGAAAGGCCGGAAACCAGAGGACAAGGGCCUCAGAGGGAAGGGCAUGGACGGGACCCUGUACGGCUCUCUACCCCCAGAGAAACUGCCGUACCUGGUGGAGCUCAGCCCAGGGAGGGGAAAUCACUAUGGCUACUACACGUAUCAGCACCUGGAAGACGGCUCCGACUCCAGGGACAAACCAAAGCUCUACCGUCUGCAGCACAGUGUCACUGAGGUGGGCUCAGACACGACAGACGACGGCUCCAUCCAGCUGUUUGGUCCAGGUAUCCUGCCCCACCACUGCAAACUGAUGCACACAGAGGGUCUGGUGACAGUGACGCCACACAGUCUGGAGGCUGAGACCUACGUGGACGGCCAGCGUGUCACCGAGACCACCGUGCUGCGAAGCGGAGCCACACUUCAGUUCGGCGCGUCCCACGUCUUCAAGUUUGUGGACCCCAGCUACGACCACAGUAUGGGCAAGGGAGGUCCCGGACCGAUGAUGAGAGGAAGGCACAAGUCAGGGAGUGUUUCUGAGACGACCUUUGACCUGCAAGGGGACAUUCACAGUGGGACGGCCCUCCCCGCCAGCAAGAGCUCCGGUAAGCUGGAUAUGGAGCGUUCCGCCAACGGCAGCGAGAGAGGCAUGGUCAAACCCAUGAUCCGCGGGGAGCAGCAGGACGGCAGGUCCCCGGACAUCCUGAGCCCAGAACUGACGCUGCCGGCCAGCAUCGAGUUCAGGGACAACUCCGAAGAUGCCUUUCUGUCGGCUAUCAUCAACUACACCAACAGCUCCACUGUGCACUUCAAGCUGUCCCCCACCUACGUACUGUAUAUGACCUGUCGCUACGUCAUGUCCAGCCACUACCGGCCCGACGUCAGUCCCUCGGAACGCACUCACAAGGUCAUAGCCAUCGUUAACAAGAUGGUGAGCAUGAUGGAAGGAGUCAUCCAGGAGAUUCCUGAAGGGGCCCAGAAGCAGAAGAACAUUGCGGGGGCCCUGGCCUUCUGGAUGGCCAAUGCCUCAGAGCUGCUCAACUUCAUCAAACAGGACAAGGACCUGUCGCGCAUCACACUGGACGCCCAGGACGUGCUGGCACACCUCGUCCAGAUGGCCUUCAAGUACCUGGUCCAGUGUCUGCAGUCUGACCUGAAUAAUUACAUGCCUGCGUUUUUGGAUGACCCAGAGGAACAGAACCCUCAGAGGCCCAAAAUAGAGGACGUUCUGCACACCCUGACGGGCGCCAUGUCGCUGCUGCGCCGUUGCCGUGUCAACGCGGCGCUGACCAUCCAGCUGUUCUCGCAGCUCUUCCACUUCAUCAACAUGUGGCUGUUCAACAAGCUGGCGAUGGAGGCCGACUCUGGGCUGUGUUCACACUACUGGGGCGCCAUCCUCCGCCAGCAGCUCAGCCACAUCGAGGCCUGGGCAGAGAAACAGGGCCUGGAGCUGGCCGCCGACUGCCACCUCAGUCGCAUCGUACAGGCUACAACUCUCCUCACCAUGGACAAGUACUCCAUGCAGGACGUGCAGAACAUCCACAACACCUGCUUCAAGCUGAACUCCCUGCAGCUCAACGCCCUCAUGACCAACUACCACUGUGCUCCCGACGAGCCUUACAUCCCCCCCGAGCUGAUAGACCACGUGGUUGCUGUGGCGGAGAACACGGCAGAUGAGCUGGCCCGUAGCGACGGCCGAGAGGUCCAGCUGGAGGAGGACCCCGACCUGCAACUGCCCUUCCUACUGCCCGAGGACGGCUACUCCUGCGACGUCGUGCGCAACAUUCCCAACGGAUUCCAGGAGUUCCUGGACCCCCUUUGUCAGAGAGGAUUCUGUCGGCUAACCCCUCACCCCCGCUCCCCUGGGACCUGGACCAUCCACUUUGAAGGAGCCGACUGCGACAGCCACUUCUUUGCAGACAACUCCGACCUGCAAAUGCGGAAGGAACCAGAAGUUGUGACGGUCACCCUGAAGAAGCACAAUGGCAUGGGCCUCAGCAUUGUGGCUGCCAAGGGUGCUGGACAGGACAAGCUCGGGAUCUACAUCAAGUCUGUUGUGAAGGGAGGUGCGGCUGAAGUGGACGGUCGUCUGGCUGCAGGGGACCAGCUGCUGAGUGUGGACGGCCGCAGCCUGGUGGGCCUCUCCCAGGAGAGGGCUGCAGAGUUGAUGACGAGGACAGGCUCUGUGGUGACACUGGAAGUGGCCAAACAGGGUGCUAUUUACCACGGCCUGGCCACACUCCUCAACCAGCCUUCUCCUAUGAUGCCCAGAGCGUUACAAGGAGGGCGUGAUAAGAAUGGUAAACUGAGACCAAAGAGUGAAGGCUUUGAACUGUACAACAACUCAGUCCAGAACGGCUCUCCAGAGAGCCCCCAGGGUGACUGGCAGGCCUACCCAGAACCAAAGAAGUUGAGCGGGGAGGAGAGACUACUGAAGAACCGGGCCGACCACCGCUCCAGCCCCAACGUGGCCAACCAGAGUCAGAGUCCAGGAGGAAAUACCGUCUACCCAGGAGGACCUGGGACAAAGAUCACCUCCGUCUCCACGGGCAACCUUUGUGCUGAUGACGAGCCCUCUCCACCUCGUCCCGAGGCCUACCCAAUCCCCACUCAGACCUACCCCAGGGAAUACUUCACCAUCCCAGCCUCCAAGUCUACAGACCGGAUGGGCCCGGCCGCGGGGCAGUUAUACACUGACGACAGGGGCCCUCCUGGCUCCAUGGAAGACCACCACAACAGCAGCAUCGCCAUACAGCGGAUGGGCCACUCUCAGGAGGAGCUGUGUGACCUCCCAGGGGGCUACCCUCCAGCCCCCCUGCGUCCUGAGGACCUGGUCCACCUGCAGCAGCAGCAGCAGAGAGAGGGUGACUACCAGCGGGGCAGUGGGGAACACUGGGUCAACCACCACCAGGUCUCCUCCUCUGUGGAGUCCUCCACUUCCAGCCAGGAGCACCUCAACUACUCCUCCAACAAGACCCAGAGCAACCACAAGAGUGGCCCAGGACGCUGGAAGACCCCUGGCCCCAUCGCCCCGCACCCAGGCCCCGUGGCUCAGGCCACACGCACAGACCUCCCACCCCCUCCACCGCCCCCUGUACACUACCAGGACUUUGAUUCCCAGCCCGACCUGCCCCUCCCCCCUCCCUCGGCCUCCCAGCAGCAGGCAGCAGCCGCCGACCGCAAGAAGCGCGAGGAGCAGCAGCGCUGGUAUGAGAAGGAGAAGGCCCGGUUAGAGGAGGAGAGGGAGAGGAAGAGGAGGGAACAGGAGAGGAAGCUGGGACAGGUCCGUAACCCAUCCAUGCCUGUAGCCCACAACAACAACCAACAUGGGGGCACACUCCCCCCUCCUACACAGCACUAUCAGAUGCCCCCUCCCCAGUCCCCCAUGCCAAUGCAGCAGGUGCCCUUGCCCUACUUCCCCCCCCAGGGCCAACAGCAGGCCCAGCAGCAGCAGCCCCCCAGGCCUGAGAAACUGUCCACUCUGCCCAGAGCAACGACCCUGCCCCCUCAGGGUAACCCAAUGGACACAGUGAUCAGAGAGCUGCUCCCCCAGCAGCAGCCCCGCACCAUCGAGCGCCGGGACCUGCAGUACAUCACCAUCAGCAAGGCGGCGCUGUCCUCCAGCGACAGCCUGUCCCCAGACCCCUGGAAGAGGGACGCCCGGGAGAAGCUGGAGAAGCAGCAGCAGCUGCACAUCGUAGACCUGCUGGACAGGGAGAUCCAGGACCUGCAGGCCAAGCCGGAGCGUACGGCCGAGGAGAGCGACCGGCUCAGGAAGUUGAUGCUGGAGUGGCAGUUCCAGAAGAGACUGCAGGAGUCCAAGCAGAGUGAUGAGGAAGAUGAGGAGGAUGACGACGAGGACGUGGACUCCAUGAUGAUCAUGCAGCGGCUGGAGGCGGAGAAGAGAGCAAGGUUGCAGGAUGAGGAGCGGCGGCGGAAGCAGCAGCUGGAGGAGAUCCGUAAGCGCGAGGCGGAGGACCGGGCCAAGCAGGAGGAGGAGAGACGCUGGAGAGAGGAGGAGAGGGCCAGACGAGAGGUCGAUGAGAAGAGGAGGCAGGAGGAGGAGUACUACACACGUCUGGAGGAAGGGCGGCGCCGGCAGCACGAGGAGGCCGAGCGCAAGCUGCUGACCCCUGACGAGCCUGGUCUGUACAGACCUCCCCUCCCCAGGGACUACCAGCCUCAGCCCCCCUCCCACUGCAUCCCCCGCAACACUGCCACUAACGCUCCACCACCCCCGCCUCAGAGAAACGCAUCCUACCUCAAAACCCAGGUCGUCUCCCCUGACGCCUUGUACACUGCCAAGUUUGUCUCGUACAAUGACGAGGAGGAGGACGACGCUGCAGGAUUUCAUUCAUACACUGGAAACGCAACCGGGGUUGUAGGAUCAGAAGAAGGUUACAAGGACCUGCGAGAGAAGUGGACAAAAGGUGGUCAAGAACAGGAAAACACUUUAACUGGAGAAGCGCCAGAGAGUAUGACCUUCAAGGAGCGCCAGCGGCUCUUUUCCCAAGGGAAGGAGGUGUCUAACAAAGUCAAGGCCUCACGGAAACUCAUGGAGCUGGAAAAUGAACUCAAUACAAAGUAGUAGACUGGAGCCUUAGCAAGACAGACCGCCAAGCCCCAACUCGGCAAUGAGAAAGAGCCAGGUUUUGUUUCCCAGUGACUCUCCUUUUUUGUUUUUUUAUUUAAUAACUGGACCAUUACGUACAAUUGAAAUGUAUCAUUGCAAUAGGAGACAUUUAUUUGCUUAAUUUCCCUCUUAAACUGUCGAAGCUAUAUUAAAAUAAACCACUGUAAAAACGUUUUAAUUAUACUAGUAAGACACAUUUGAAAUCACGUGACGGGGGGAUAUAUUAAAAUAAACCACUGUAAAACGUUUUAAUUAUACUAGUAAGACACAUUUGAAAUCACGUGACGGGGGGAUAUAUUAAAAUAAACCACUGUAAAACGUUUUAAUUAUACUAGUAAGACACAUCUGAAAUCACGUGAAGGGGGGGGAUAUAUU